Molecule: messenger RNA, 2772 nt
Organism: Nymphaea colorata (pocket water lily)
Lineage: Eukaryota; Viridiplantae; Streptophyta; Magnoliopsida; Nymphaeales; Nymphaeaceae
Product: protein arginine N-methyltransferase 5
Exons: 23
Coding region: 373-2352 (659 amino acids)
Biological process (GO): regulation of DNA-templated transcription; peptidyl-arginine N-methylation
Cellular component (GO): cytosol; nucleus
Source: RefSeq, a predicted model, not a curated record
AAACCCUAAACCCUACACAUCGAGAUCGACCCGCGGUCCCUCUUUCCCUCGUCGUAUACAUAAACCCCUUCUCCAAGUAGACACACUCCGAUUCUCCCACCCCUUACUUCUCCAUUUCUAGAGCUCUUCGUCCCUCUCAGCCCCCAACUUGGGUUGGCGCUGUUGUAAGAGUUCAAGGCAGUGCUCCAUCCUGCAGAACUUAGGGCUCAUUUUCUUUAUGUACGGGAUUUUCGUGUUUUCAUCUGCUUGACGAGAUUGUGGGAUCUCGCCUAUAUUGGAGAAGGAGAUUUUAGAUACCAUUUUAUUGGGGUUGUUUUUGGUGGUUAUCGUUUUCUGUUGAAGAAAAAGAGUGCUCUAUAUCGGAUUCGAAGGAUGCCGCUCGGACAAAGGGUGGGUGAUAAGAGCGACUCUCGAUACUGCGGUAUCGAGACGGAGUUCAGUGAUGACAUGCCUCAAGUUCUCGCGCACAAUAAAUCGGGAGGGUUCGAUUUCGUCCUGGCUCCCCUGAUUGACCCUAGCUACAGACCUAGCCUGUUUGCAAGUGAUGUUAGUAAUGAAUCCCGGCCGCUUCCAUUUUCGGGGUCUGACCUAGUUCUCAGUCCUGCAGAAUGGAGUGGUCAUGUUGUUGGCAAAAUCAGUUCUUGGAUUGACUUGGAUUCUGAAGAUGAAGUUCUUAGGGCUGACUCAGAGAAAACAUUGAAGCAGGAAAUCUCAUGGGCUUCCCACCUCUCUCUGCAGGCUUGCUUGCUUCCUUGCCCGCGAGGACCAUCUUGUAGUAACUACGCCAGAUGUGUCAAUCAGAUUUUGCAAAGCUUGAAUAGUAAUAUGCAGUUGUGGCUGAGAGUGCCUCUUGAGAAAGUAGACAUUGAUGAUACAAACGCCAUGCUGAAUGAUGCUGAACAUAUGGGCAGAGAACAUGUGGUCGACAGCUGGGAAUGGUGGAACUCAUUCCGUCUCCUAUGUGAACAUCAUAGUCAGUUGUCCGUCGCUCUUGAUAUAUUUGGUUCAUUGCCAUCAAUUCCCUCUAUUGGUCGGUGGUUCGGGGAGCCUGUGAGAGCAGCUAUUUUACAUACCAAUUCAUUCCUCACUAAUUCAAGAGGGUACCCUUGUCUGUCAAAGCGUCACCAGAGGUUGAUUACCAGCUUCUUUGACCAUUCUGUCCAGAUUGUCUUGUCUGGAAGGCUGCUUCAUAAUAUUUCUGCUGAAAGCUCUGGAUGUGUGUUAAUUAAUGGCAGUGAAAAUCAUGUCGAAGGUGUAAUCAGGCAUCCGAUGCGACCAUACUUGGAGUAUGUUGCAUUUCUUUAUCGAAGAAUGGAUCCACUUCCUGAGCAGGAACAAUUUGAGAUUGGUUACAGAGAUUUCCUGCAAUCACCUCUGCAGCCUUUGAUGGAUAAUCUUGAAGCUCAAACCUAUGAAACCUUUGAGAAGGACACAGUUAAAUACAGCCAGUAUGAAAUGGCAGUGUACAAAGCACUGCUUGAUAGAGUUCCUGAUGAAAAUGCUUCCACAAUGACAACUGUAUUAAUGGUUGUGGGUGCAGGGCGAGGUCCUCUUGUUAGAGCAUCAUUACAGGCAGCUGAAGAAGCUGGGCGAAAAUUGAGGGUUUAUGCUGUGGAAAAAAAUCCCAAUGCCGUUGUGACUCUCCAUAGUUUAAUCAAACUUGAGGGUUGGGAGACAAUUGUGACUGUAGUUGCCUGCGACAUGAGGUCUUGGAAUGCUCCAGAGAAAGCUGAUAUCCUGGUGAGUGAGUUGCUGGGAUCUUUUGGUGACAAUGAACUGUCUCCAGAGUGCCUUGAUGGAGCACAAAGAUUCCUCAAAGAAGACGGCAUUUCAAUUCCUUCAUCGUAUACAAGUUUUCUUCAGCCUGUGACAGCAACAAAGUUGUACAAUGACGUUAAAUCAUACAAAGAUUUGUCGCACUUUGAGACAGCUUAUGUUGUGAAAUUGCACAAGGUCGCCAGGCUUACUCCUUCUCAACCAGUUUUCACAUUUAAUCAUCCAAAUUGUUCGUCUAAAAACAGCAAUAAUAGGUACAAGAAAUUGCGGUUUGACAUAUCCACUGAGACAGGUUCUGCAUUAGUUCAUGGAUUUGCUGGCUACUUUGAUGCUACACUUUAUAAGGAUGUUCAUCUGGGUAUUGAACCCACAAUGGCAACACCAAACAUGUUUAGCUGGUUUGCAAUUUUCUUCCCAUUGCGCAUGCCCGUAUAUGUGCCAUCAGGCUCUCUACUCGAGGUUAAUUUCUGGCGUUGCUGUGAUGCGAGCAAGGUCUGGUACGAGUGGUGUGUUUCUGCUCCAACACCAACACCUUUGCACAACAGCAAUGGGCGGUCGUAUUGGGUUGGCUUAUGAGUCGCGCUUGAUUCGAGUGUUGGUUAGUACAGAUCUGAAAUUGAUGAAGACCGCUGAUGAGGAAGCUUCUUGUACCCCCACAAGCAGACAAGAGGAGGGGCCGUGCGUUCUGUAUGUUAUUUGGUGUAAAUUAUUUGUUCUCCUUGCUGGAAUUAUAGUGGACGUUUGGAAGUGGGAAAUUGGUAGGCGAAAGACUGAGGGGUUCGGAAACAAAUUGGAAAAGCUUUUCACGUCCGAGGAACAGGCACGCUGCUAGGUAAAAUUUUAAAGGUUCCAUGUUUUUGGAAGUUGUGUAGUACUGUCGUAGUGUUUCAUAUUCUAGUCAUUUCCCUACGUGGAUAAAUUAAUUGAAUUUUGGACGCUUCACCCUUCCUGUACCACCAAAAAGGCUAUAUAAAAACUUCCUGGUAUUUCAAAGCA